Ostrinia nubilalis (European corn borer) is the source of this 2464-nucleotide messenger RNA. RefSeq names its product glucose dehydrogenase [FAD, quinone]-like. Gene Ontology annotation, molecular function: flavin adenine dinucleotide binding; oxidoreductase activity, acting on CH-OH group of donors. Bases 77 to 1951 code for a protein of 624 amino acids. The record is from RefSeq and is a predicted model, not a curated record. The transcript is spliced from 2 exons. Lineage: Eukaryota; Metazoa; Arthropoda; Insecta; Lepidoptera; Crambidae.
GCGCUAGCGUGUCCUGCGCGCGAGUGCGGAGUGCGUGUUGUGAUGUGCCUUUUGGUUUUGGAAAUACGUUAACAAUAUGAGUCGUCGUUACGGUACGCCUUCAGUGUUCACCGCGCUAUGGGUGCUGUUCACCGUGCUUCUGCCCAGCGGCACGCAGAACGUCAACCCCAUAGGAUCAUUGCUGAACUUCUUACAUGAGGGCACAGAUCAGCUGAAUAGGGAACCGCCAGAUCAGCCCAAUCUGCUCUCCGAAUACGACUUCAUCAUCGUGGGCGCUGGCACGGCCGGCUGCGUCAUAGCGAACAGACUAUCAGAGAUACCAGACUGGAAAGUGCUACUGGUCGAAGCUGGUGUCAACGAAAACUUCAUCAUGGACAUCCCUGUCCUUGCCAACUACCUACAAUUCACGCAAGCUAACUGGAAAUAUAAAACGAAGCCAUCCAACAAGUACUGCGCCGGGUUCGAAAACAAACAAUGCAACUGGCCACGAGGAAAAGUCAUGGGAGGAUCAAGUGUCUUGAACUACAUGAUCUACACUAGAGGAAGUCAGCAAGACUAUGACGGCUGGAGAAAUAUGGGCAACGAUGGAUGGGGAUGGGACGAAGUAUUACCGUAUUUCAAGAAAAUAGAAAACUUCAACAUCCCCGCCCAUGAUGACCCUAAAUAUCACGGUCACAACGGUUACUUGAAUGUGGAACACGCUCCUUACCGUACUUCCAAAGGCAAAGCAUGGAUCAAAGGAGCUCAAGAACUAGGUUUCAAAUAUAACGACUAUAAUGGUGAGAAUCCAUCAGGCGCGUCCUUUUUACAACUUUCCAUGAAAAAUGGCACUAGACAUAGCUCAAAUAGAGCUUAUUUAUACCCAAUCAAUGGACGAAAAAACCUCCAUAUAACCAAAGCUAGUAUGGUAACUAAGCUAAUUUUUGAUGAAACCAAAACUAAAGUAAUAGGUGUAGAAUUAGAAAAACAUAGUAGAAAAUACAAAAUAUUAGCAACUAAUGAAGUUAUAUUAUCAGCAGGAGCUAUAAAUACUCCUCAAUUGCUCAUGCUUUCGGGAAUAGGUCCAAGAAGUCAUUUGGAGUCUAUGAAAAUCAAAGUGGUGAAAGACUUGCCCGUGGGAUAUAAUUUGAUGGACCACAUCGCAGCAGGUGGACUCCAGUUCGUAGUUAGACCACAGAAUUUCAGCUUGAACACUGAAUACAUUCUCAAUCACUUGGAUAUAGUAUUCAAAUGGAUGAAUACGCAUAAAGGGCCGCUCUCAGUACCGGGCGGCUGCGAGGCGCUUGUAUUUAUGGACUUGAAGGACAAGUUUAACAAAACGGCGUGGCCAGACAUGGAAUUACUUUUCAUUGGUUCAGGUCUAAACGGAGAUCCUAUGCUGCAAUAUAACUUUGGCUUUGACGAACGCAUUUACGCAGAAACAUUCGGUCCCAUGGGCAAAACUGAGUCUUUCAUGGUGUUCCCGAUGUUGAUGCGUCCUAAAUCUAAAGGGAGAGUGUUGUUACAAAGUAGGAAUCCCAAAGUCCACCCGACACUUAUACCGAAUUAUUUUGAGUAUAAGGAAGAUUUGCAGAAGAUCGUAGAAGGCAUGAAAGUAGCUAUAGACAUUGCUAGACAGCCAUCAAUGAGAAAACUUGGUGCAAAGCUGUAUGAUGUACCGAUAGCAGAUUGUUUAGAAUAUGGUCCUUUUGGUAGUGAUGAGUACUUUGCAUGUCACGCUCAGAUGUUUACCUUCACGAUUUACCACCAGAGUGGGACAUGUAAAAUGGGGGUAGAAAAUGAUCCAUCUUCGGUGGUGGAUUCUCGAUUACGAGUUCACGGGAUUGGUAAACUCCGGGUGAUAGAUGCUAGUAUAAUGCCUGAAAUCGUAUCAGCACAUACAAAUGCCCCAGUUUACAUGAUAGCAGAGAAGGGAUCGGAUAUGAUUAAACAGGAUUGGGGAAAAUUAUAACAGUAAUUAAGCUUUAACUUAUUUAAUAUUUAUGAUAUGAUAAUACCCUAUCUGUGAUGUGAUUUAGCAUUAUGUAGCAAAUAAAUGUAGAAUACGUAAAUUAAUAAUUAUGUCAAAAUAGAGAAAGUCCUUAUAUUUAUUAAAUGUAGCAAUUUCCCUGAGCAAUACAAUUGCGAAAAAUGUGUCAUGUUUACAAAAGACAACACAAAAUAUAAGAAACCCAGCUACUUAGAUGAUAUCUGAUAUUUUCUUAACAAUGAGUAAGAAAAAUUAAGAAUUCAAGCCUAAAUGAAAGUUACUAUACUACUUAGUUACCUAAUAUCUGUCAAGUACUCUUUGGUUACUCUAAGUUUUAAUUUAUUACAUAAUGCCAUAUUUUGAAAGUCUACCUUACAUUAUUUAAACGUUAGAGUACGAAUCUUACAGCUGGUUAGCAACUUCUUAAUACUCAUAGCACAAACUAUUAUAUAACUGAUAUAAUAGUGCAAUACAAUAUUUUGUAAAAGACAAAGA